CCAGUCACUCUGAAGUUAAGGGGUCUCUGCUUUGGAUAAAUAAAAAUGUCCGGUAAUUACAGACUACUGGUGAAGAACGCCAAACAGGUGGUUUUGAUCUGCAACAAUGGAGAGAAGUUUAUGACCAAACCUGGGAUGCAAAACCUUUCUGUGAUUGAAAAUGGGAGCGUAGUGAUAGGGAGCGAUGGGCUGAUUAAAGCUGUGGGUCCUGCAGAAAUCAUCCGAGCUCAGUAUUCAGAAGCGACAUUUGAUAAAGUGAUUGAUGCUACAGGAAUGUGUGUCCUGCCUGGGUUGGUUGAUGCCCACACCCAUCCAGUCUGGGCUGGUGACAGGGUGCAUGAAUUUGCAAUGAAGCUGGCAGGUGCCACCUACAUGGACGUGCACCGUGCUGGCGGAGGGAUCCACUUCACGGUGGAGCACACCCGAGCUGCCGGGUUCUUGGAGCUGCUGGGGUCCCUCAGCAACAGGCUGGUUCGGAUGCAGCGAGCGGGUACGACCCUGGUGGAGUGUAAGAGCGGGUACGGCCUGGAGCUGCAGACUGAGCUCAAGAUGCUGCAGGUGAUCGAGGAGGCCAGACACACGCUGCCCAUCAACAUUUCCUCAACCUACUGUGGAGCCCACGCAGUGCCCAAAGGGAAGACAGUUGCUGAAGCCACAGAAGACAUCCUGCAGGUUCAGCUGCCGAAGCUGAAAGAACAGAUGUCUGCCGGGACUCUGAGCGUCGACAACAUCGACGUGUUCUGUGAGCAGGGAGUGUUUGACCUCAGCUCUACUCGCUCCAUCCUGCAGGCCGGCAAAGACAUGGGCCUCAACAUCAACUUCCACGGAGACGAGCUUCAUCCCAUGAACUCUGCUCAGUUGGGUGCAGAGCUCGGAGCCUCGGCCAUCAGUCACCUGGAGGAGGUCACAGACGAGGGGAUCGCUGCCAUGGCAACAGCAAGAACCGCCGCCGUCCUUCUACCAACUACAGCUUACAUCCUACGGCUACCUCAGCCUCGGGCCAGAGACAUGUUGGAAGCCGGAGUUAUUGUGGCUCUCGGCAGCGACUUUAACCCCAACGCUUACUGCUGCUCCAUGCCAAUAGUCAUGCACCUGGCCUGUGUCAACAUGAGGAUGUCCAUGCCAGAGGCUUUGGCUGCGGCCACCAUCAACGCAGCGUACGCCCUGGGACGCUCCCACACACACGGCUCCCUGGAGGUCAACAAACACGGAGACCUGCUGGUCCUCAACACCUCACGAUGGGAGCAUCUGAUCUACCAGCUGGGAGGACAUCAGGAGCUGAUCCGCUACGUCGUCAUCAAAGGAAACGUUGUUGUUGAUAACGAAAAAACUAUGGACUUGUAACCAGAAGACACUUUGUGAAGCUGCUAUCAAUAAUUCUGAUAGACGGCUACAAGAUUUUAAGGUAACACAAUUUGACAUUUUUGGAAAUGCAGGUAUGCGACUGGAAACCAGUAGCUAACCGAGCUGCGUCCACUGGUUGCCUGGCCUUUCCCCCACUAGAUGGCUGUAUUUCCCAAUAUGUCAAACAGUUUCUUUAAGCUAAUAUUAACCUAAACAUCUGUUAAAUAUCUGAUAAAUGUCAUGUUAACUGUUGAUUAAAAUCUGCCUCUCUAUUCAUUUAUCUUGUUUCUUCUAUGCAGAGCGAAGCAUGUCUUCAAUAGGUUUUCAGUUAUUCAGUGACUACAGCAAACAGAGGAAUUUCUUUAUCACCUCAGAAACAGGUAAGAUGUUUCGCACCUCAGUGAUCAAACAGGUUAUUGAUUGACGUUAUGGGACCGUUGGGGGUGAAAGCAGAUACUAAAACUAUUCAGUUAAGAUUGCAGGAGCAAAAGAAAACAAAAGUAAUGAGUCAGUAAUGAGUCAGUAAUAUCAGUGCGUCUGAAAAAAAAAAAAUCACAUUUGAGAAGAGUGCUUUUAUUGAACAUGUUAGUACAUAAUGCUUUUUAGUA
Messenger RNA from Sebastes umbrosus (honeycomb rockfish), 1952 nucleotides. RefSeq names its product amidohydrolase domain containing 1 (gene amdhd1). The record is from RefSeq and is a predicted model, not a curated record. Lineage: Eukaryota; Metazoa; Chordata; Actinopteri; Perciformes; Sebastidae. Bases 46 to 1344 code for a protein of 432 amino acids. Gene Ontology annotation, cellular component: cytoplasm. The transcript has 9 exons. Gene Ontology annotation, molecular function: imidazolonepropionase activity.